AUGACUAGUUUAACCGUAGUGACAGACAAAACGAAGAAACGAUCAAAAUACCAAUAUCCUGCUACACACCCUGUAAUAGAUGGCAUCAUAUAUCUUCCGUACACAACGAGAGAAUUUCUAAGGGAUCUCAAAAAUCUGCCUGUUAAAGGCGACGAAGUCUUUGUGGCUUCUUUUCCCAAGGCAGCAAAAGAACUGUUUAUUCCUGGUGGAAAGAGCUGUUACGGAAAUGAAGCUGACAUGUCUUUUGGCAUAGCUAACUAUAAACAUGAAGAUAUGAGUGAAAUUACUGUUGAUGGUGUAACCCAAGCUUUUACACUGGAGAGAUAUUUGGAAUCCUCCAAGCUUACAAGAAUUAGAUUGUAUCUCACUUCCAAGGUUAAUACAAGUGAUAAUGAUGAAGAGGGAGAACCACGUAAGUCCAUUCUUCUUCCAAGUACUGAGUCUGAAUCAUCCUUGGAGACAAUCAAAGAAAGAAGAAUGAUAGUGAAGGAGCAAGAAAAGGCAUAUGAAGAGUCUUUAAAAGUAGAUCAAGAGAAAGAAGCUAAGAAAGAACAGGAAGAAAGUGAAAAAAAGGAUCUUCUUUUAAAAGAAAUGAAAGAUGCAGAACGCAAAGAAAAACUUAGAGAAUCUAGACAAAGAAGAGUGCCUUCUGAACCAAUCAGUGCAGACGAUGGUGUGCUUAUAUAUGUACGUCAUUCUAGUGUGGGUGUAGUUCAUCGACACUUCAGAAAAUCAGAGAAAGUAACGGCCAUAUAUGAUUGGAUUGGUUCAUUAAGUGAUGUUCCAGAACAUUUUGAGUUAACAGAUCAUACUUAUGCACUUAUGACACCAUCACAACCUGUAACAUCAAUAUCAUCAAUGCUUUAUAUGAAUGAAUCUACAUCAACGCCAAGCAUCGAAGAAGAUUUAAACUUUAGAGGAUUUGGGCUUGCAUGUGGUACUGAAAAUGAUACCAUCAACUUAAGUGUGCAAGCUGACCCACAGUGUUCUUCACAGUAUUCAUUGGGUGAAGCAGAUGGGUUGCCAGUUGUUGAGUCCCAGAGCCUUCCAAAUGACAUUCUGGCAAUAGACGCAAUUAAAGUUCCUUCCCAGUUACUCAAAGAUGAUGAUGGUGAAAGUUCUGAUAAUGAUGAGCUACAACCAGUAUUUGUAUCGAGUACUAAUGAGCCACUACCAACAUUCAAUUCUGAUGAAGAGAGAGGGUAUUACUUUCGACAGGUGGCAUUGCCACAUUUAUUGGGCCUGGACAAGGACGAACUAUCAYUUGAAUCCAAAAGAAAAGCGGUAUUAAGACAGCUUCAAGAGGAUGGAUGUAGUGCAAGGGUUGUGAAUGUUGACAGAUGGAACAUUGUUUCAAAYAUGAUGGUUUUGUAUAGUGAUGAUGAAAAAAUCUUAGAUGAGGUUGUUCAAUUCCAGUUCAAAGAUGAGAGUGGARCUGACUUUGGAGGAAUCAGCAGAGAUGUCUUCUCUUCAUUUUGGAAAGAGUGUGCCAUGAGAUUCUUGGAAGGCAAUGAUGAUUCCUUUGUACCUCAGCAAAAGGGUAUUUCAGAUAAAGAAUUUAUAACACUAGGAAAGAUCAUCCAUCAUGGUUUUGUGCUCACUGGAUACUUUCCAAUAAUACUGAACAACACAUACAUAGAAGCAAUGCUUUUGGGAGUCAAUGAAGUGGCUGCUGACUGUGAAACCUUGCUGAAGGGUUAUAUUAAGUACUUGGGUCCUUAUGAGGGUUCAAGAUUAUCACAAAUCUUAUCCUUGUCAAUUCUGGGCAGUGAAGAUUUAAGUUUUUUUUAUGGAACUAGAAAGUCGUGUUGGCAUCCGUACAACUCCAGGACAACACAACCUCAAGGAUCUUGCUUUACAGAUGGCUAAGUGUGAGUUACUUGAUUU
Actinia tenebrosa (Australian red waratah sea anemone) is the source of this 1887-nucleotide messenger RNA. RefSeq lists its product as uncharacterized. Gene Ontology annotation, molecular function: ubiquitin binding; ubiquitin-protein transferase activity. Lineage: Eukaryota; Metazoa; Cnidaria; Anthozoa; Actiniaria; Actiniidae. The record is from RefSeq and is a predicted model, not a curated record.